GUAGGUACCCCGGAAGUCCCGGCACGUUGUACAAUAGAUGGAGAGAGCGGAAAUCGAUGGGCUCAGCUGGAUCAGGCCCUGUCAAGGCUUCAGUGGACAGGCCCAAGAUGUUUGGAAGUGUUUGCCUCAGUUUAAAAACAAAACAGUGUUCUCCUGUAAACCCCAAUUAAUGUUUGACCCUCCUGUUAUUUGUUUUGUUACAGAGAAACAAAAGCUGAUCACACCUGUCCUCACAAUGGGUCAAUGCGCCGGCAGGCGAGGACUUCCAGUGUCGUCAACAUCGGGAAAGGACACGGGUCCGGGCUCAGUGAUCACCGAGCUCCUGGCAAGCUGGGAUGAUUUCCAGCUGCUGCAGUUGACAGACUUCUACCGGGACAGGCUGGAGCAGGCGAUGGAAGGACGGGUUCACGGAGUGAGCCUGGCGUUAAAGGCUGAGAAACAGUUCAGCGGAGAGGAACAUCGGAAAAUUUCUGAUCUCGCUGAUAAGGGAGAGCGGGCGGACAGUUCUAAACUCCUCCUGAGCCUGGUGAUGGAGAAAGGCUCCCGUGCCCAGAGGGUGAUGUGGGAAACCUUUGUGAAAAUGUGGAAUGAUGUUCCAAUGUUGGACAAAAUACUGAACGAAAUACAGAUAUAUGGUUGUGAUCACUCCCAUCGAUCAAACACCGCUCAAGGUUUAAUCAAGGUUCUCAGUGAGCUGAAAGAUGUUCAACAGAAACACAUGGAGACUCUGCGGGCACAAACUGAAACACUGAGAGUGAACACGAUCCUGAUGAGGGAGAAGGUGAAGGUUUUCCACCUGGUUGAUCGAUACGCUGAGAAAUCGUCAUUUCUGCUGUUCGAGAUCGGAGACUGGUUGAACAUGAGCUGCUGGCAAGACGCAGAGACCACGAGCGUUGGAGAGAGAAACAUCUCCACGGAGAGAUGGAAAAAAUCCAGACUGAUCAGUUAUUCCAGAGCAGCUUUUCCCGAAGUAAAUCCGAAUCUGGGAGAUCAGCAGCAGUGGCCGGAGUCGCGGGGUUUGGGAAAACAACAAUGGUACAAAAGAUUGUUUAUGACUGGGCCACGGGGAAAAUAUUCCAACAAUUCCAGUUUGUCUUUAGUUUCAAAUUCCGGGAGUUAAACUCCAUUAACUGCAGAACAAACCUGAGGGAACUGAUUCUGGAUCAGUAUCCUUACUUUGGGAAUUUCCUGAGAGAUGUCUGGAAGAACCCACAGGGAUUGUUGUUCAUAUUCGAUGGUUUGGAUGAAUUCAAACACAGAAUCUAUUUUGCAGACAAAUGGAGAGAUACAGAACCUAAACACCAGUGUCCAGAUCCUGAGUGGUGGUGUGAAGUGUCUGACAUUGUGUACAGUUUAAUCCAGGGCAAGCUGCUCCCAGGGUGUUCAGUGCUGGUGUGAAGUGUCUGACAUUGUGUACAGUUUAAUCCACGGCAAGCUGCUCCCAGGGUG
Messenger RNA from Hypanus sabinus (Atlantic stingray), 1449 nucleotides. RefSeq lists its product as uncharacterized. The record is from RefSeq and is a predicted model, not a curated record. NCBI's taxonomy places the organism in Eukaryota, Metazoa, Chordata, Chondrichthyes, Myliobatiformes, Dasyatidae. The transcript has 5 exons. Bases 38 to 1120 code for a protein of 360 amino acids.